CUUACUUGGAAACACCGACAUACACUUUUGAACGUGUAUUCAGAACGCAGGAUAGUACUCAGCCCUCAUUCCUGGCUCCGCGACUUCAUUCCCGGCAGCGAGCAAUUCGGCUCGCCAGAUACGAAAGAUUCCCUGGAAGGUCCUGUGCAGCGGACGAUACCUUAUUCAAGCAAUUUACGAAAAGCUUUAACCUUCGCCAUAGCUGAUCUACCUGCGCUACACAGCAAGUAACUGUCAACGUCGCGAGCGUGAAGAACGAUAGGUCGGCAUAACAUCAGAAUGCAUGCGGACUCGUCUUUCGUACUAGCAUAAAUAAGUAGCUUUGCUAGCUUAACCCCUUACAGGCCCUUGAGAAACCAGCGCCGGGCCUCUGGGCCUGCUGUUUCAACCGCCAGGCCACCUGCCGUUCCAUUCAAGGGCUCAAACGUGCUCAAGCCUUCAAACUCCUAAAAUAACAAAAUUUUUGCAACGACAGGCACUAUGUCAAAGGACCUUCAUCGGCGCGACGACUCGUCCGCUGGCUCUACUGCCACCGGCAGCAGCAGCCAGGCCGCCGCGCACGAGCCUCCCGCGUUCAAGCUUGGCCCCUUCAUGGCCCAUAAGCUCGGAACCUUCCUUUCAACCUUCAAAAAGCGCCACGGCCGAGGCCAGGAGCACGGCAGCCGCUCAAAACGGUUUCCAGCAAGCGUCAGCCUCCAGGACUUUAACACAGUAGCAGUUGGCCCGCGAACUUAUACCUCCAGAACUACAAGUCAAGAUUCCACGGGCAGAAUCCGAGGCGCCUCAGACAGCGUGCUGCCCGCCAUGCUUCGCAUUUCGAGCUCCGGCGCCUCUGCCGCAGGCGAAAGCCCACGCCCUCGCGAUAGCAACUCGCGGCUGUUGCUGAGUUCUUACCAACCGGCGACCACCGGGCUAUCCUCCGCUUCAAGCAAAACGCUACAACAACAAGAAUCGGGGCUGGGCGACGUUUACACGACCGCCUCGCAGCACUUCUGCAUUGCGCAGAUUGAGGAGGACCACCCCUUCUGCAGGCCCUGCACCAAGGAUGUUCCUGCUUUAGGGUCAGCCGGAACCCGUAGCAGUAGCGACGGCGCCUCCUCGCCAGAAGCUCCUCGCCGCCUCUGGUGGCUGGCGCGCAGCCACAACCCCGCCAGCCACAGCGCGCACAAGGGCAGCGCUACGGUCGUUAAAUCUACAGCGUCGGAGUUAUCGGCAUCAGCAGCAGCUCGCCGUGACAGCGGCGGCGGCGGUGGCGGUGGCGGCGGCAAUCACCACAACCACCACCACCAACACCACCAAGUUCAUCGCAACCGGUACGGCAGCGGUUUGCUGACUGCGGCGGCCGCACCCGUACAGCGCAUCUUCUCUGCCGUGCUUCACCUGGGUCUGCACCUGCACCAGCCUGACAACCAGCAGCGACAUCAUCAUCAACAACAUCGUCAACAUCAUCACUAUCGCCGGCAGACUCAACGCCACCAACAUCUGCAUGAGGGCGCCGGGGCCAGCUACCCGCCGAGUCCAAGGGACGUUACCUUUGUGGCCCAGUCGGAGCAGGAGUCACCGCCGCCCCCGCCGGCGGCAAGGGUGGAGGUACGACCGGCGGCGCCGGCGUACGUUAAUAAGCAGCCUGCUGCAGGUAGGCAGGUCCUUUUUUUUCAGCCCGUCGUCAACCACUCCCUCGCCGCCGCCCCAGCACCAGGCGACACCAAGGCUCCUUCCGACACACGCAAGACCUCCGGAGUGGUCGCAAAAGGAAGCCGUACAAGUGACGACGUCGCCGUUUCCAGCAGUAGUCGUCCCAUGUCACCGCUGGUCCCUCCGCCGCCGUCGCCACUGUUGCCGCCGUACAGUGCAGCCUCGCCCUUCUCCACUGCCGCUGCUGAGGAUGCAGCGGCUGCCGCUGCCGCCGCCGCUGCCGCUGCCGCUGCCAAGCCCCCGUCCAGCCGAAUGCUCACUGUUAACCCACGGCUGCCUCCCGCGAUGAGGCGGCCCAUUUGGAAGCUCGAGGACUACGCAGUUGUGAAGCGACUCUACAAGGGCAGCACAUCAGCGGUCUACAAGGCCACCUGCCUGCGCAGCGGCGUGCCAGUCGCCCUCAAGGUCUACUUCCUCAGCCGCGUGCCGAAUGCCGUACUGCACAUGAUCGAGCGGGAGAUCGAGAUCCAAUCCGCUGUCGUACAUCCCAACAUCCUUGCCCUGUACGGAGCCUUCCUGACGGAACGACACCUUGUGAUGGUGUUGGAGUAUGCGGAGCGAGGGGAUCUGUACGGCAUCCACCGGAGCCGGGGCAGCCGCCGCAUGGAUGAGCACUUUGUAACCGAGGUGGUGCUGGCUCCGCUGCUGGAUGCUCUGGUCUACCUGCACAGCCGGGGCGUGUGCCACCGAGACAUUAAGCCCGAGAACGUGCUGUUCACGGCCGACUGGCAGCUCAAAUUGGCCGACUUCGGAGUGGCAAUCGACCUGGCCAAGGAGCGAGCCGUCACGCGGGCCGGCACAGAGCACUACAUGGCUCCCGAGGUCUGCCGCUGCCCCCUCAAGUUCCGGCCGCAAGACAACAAGCACGACCUCUCCCUUUCCUACGGCACCGCUUGCGACGUGUGGGGCCUGGGCGCCCUAACCUACGAGCUGCUGGUGGGCUUCACGCCGUCAAUGAUGUCACUUCGGCAUCAGCCGCUGCAGCCGCAGCCGGCGCCGCGGCCGGCCCUCUCCGGCGCCGCCAAGGCUAGUGGGAAUGACGGUAAAGCAGCAGCAGCAGAUGGAGGCGAUGAAGAUGACCUGGCUGCCGCAGUUGCAGCCGCCGCUGCGGCGGCAGCGGCGGCCGGCCCCGGCCUGGUUUUCCCAGCGGGGUUGUCGGCUGAGGCUCGCGGCUUCGUGGCCUGGGCGCUGGAGGAGGCGCCCGAGGACCGGGCUACCUCGCUGCAGCUCAGCAGGCACGCCUGGAUGUUUGGGAACAUGCAUGCGACGGUGGAGGUGACGAGGAGGGCGAAGGGGUCGUCGCCAGUGGUGGCGGUUGCAGGGCGGCGUGCAGGGGACGUGGCGGCGGGUGGCGCCGCUUCCAACGCGGCAGGUAGGGUGGUGAUGCAUGGCACGGCAGCGUACAUGGGGUCUACCUCGCUUUCAGUUUGAUCUAGUCGUGUGUGGAGGCUGGCGGGUGUGCGGCUGUUAGCUACAAAGCACAGGGAGGUCCGUAGGCUGAAGCGGCUGGCAUGCUCCUGUGGUAUGUCAACCUGAUAAUAACUGCAUGGGCCGGCAUGUAAGUACGUAUGUACCACAUGUCGUGUUCCUCGUACAUGCAUGCUAACAUGCAUUGAACUGUCCUGAGCAGGUCUGUCUCCAGCACCGAUUCCUAGAAUCCCGGCGCUUGUCCCUAUCUAUCCAUUUACAACGUGCAGAUACGCAGCAGGCGUUCCCCGUCUCUUGGAUCUAGCCCGUCAUCGGCCGUAGGCCGUACAACAUGCAGCAGGGUCGCAGGCAAGGAGGCAGUGUCGCGAGGAAUCGUUUGGGGAGCUGCUGGAUAUGCGCCAUUGCCGCAUCGUAGGAAGCGUCACGGCCGGGAAGCACAUGCGCUUUUGAGGCCUUGCGUCGGUUAGACCCAUGGGUCAAGCGCGCGCAUGGGACGACUGCUGCACGGGAGCGAGGAUUCCGAGGUUGGCAUUUUCACCAGUGCCCCCCGUCUUCCAGAAACACGUCCGAAGUGAAGCAUUGCAUGUAUGCUAGUUCACUACCAGGUUUCCUGCUCUGCAUGCUAUGCUAGGGGCCAACCACCCCGUACCUUUCUCGCAUGUUGAAGCCUGGCUGUUUGCGGCUCAGCUGCUGCUGCUGCUGCCAAGGUGCGGCAUUUCCUGCCUUGCUAGUGCUGCAGUGCGUUAUGGUGCUUGUACGAGGGUCGCUGCUGCUCCUGCUGCAGGCAAUUAAUUGUGGUUAAGCGUUCCAUGUGGCUGCUGGCAGCCGUUGCGUUUCUCCUCCGCAUCUCGUCGAGGCCAAAUGCGGUCAGUGCGGCAAGCAGUAGCAUUUAUGCUGAUUUCAACUACAGCUGCUUAUACCAAGAUAAUUAGGCGCAUGUGUGUAUGGCAUGCGGUAACUCGCCAGCAUGAAAUGAAGCCCUUUGAUAUCCCGCCGUCUAUUGAACCAUAGCGCGUCCUAGAAGUAUCGUGUGAAGAAUAUUCCUACUUGUUUACAUAGCUGUCUAUACGACACGCGUCCAUGCACUACUUGUUAUAGUUGUUAUGGUGACCCAUGGGUCGUGAUGUUUGCGCAUUCCCACUGCUUUCUGUUGCUUUCUGUUGCCAUUGUUGUUUGUGAUUGGAAUGAUGUUAAGGGUUGGGUUGCACGUCGCAAGUCGCAUGUUUUCUCCUGCUGCUAAAUCCUAGGAGCUCUAUGCAACUAGCAGGAUGAACAGGUGCGGCUGAAGAGGGAUGACGAGUGAAAGUGAGGUUGGUUACAGUUUACAAGCAUGUGCCAAGUGGUGCGUGCGUGUUGUGCAAUUAUGCGUGCAAGUAACUGGUGUGCAUUAAUGGCUGGUGGCUAUUCUUUCUCUAUCAGAACCGUGAGUGCGGAAUUGGAUGUGCAUAUCGAGGUGUCCGGUGAUAUUAUUUGCGAAGAACUAAAAUUAAGUUGUGUCCAGGACUUCCUUAUAGACCAAGAGAAGCUCUUGUGGGCCUUUAAGUGCAACGCAAUGCUUAUGGCAAGUGCAUAAUGCAGGAGCAGGAGCGAAAUCGCUACGGGCUUGGUACGGCACUUUGUGCUGAUUGCGGGCGGUUGCGCAUGCCCCGUGUGCUAAUGGGAAUGAGCCCGGCUCCAGGAGCCCAGGUUGUUGUAUGGGGGCUUUAGGCUGCUGUUUUGUUGCAGCCGGUGCUGAAGGGUUGCCAGUUGGCGUGAUAGAUGCGGCAUGCGCGUCCAUCCAGCGCAUGGGGGCAACAGCCGCUUAUGACGUUGUGAGGUGGAAGCCUGACGCGUACUGUAUCCGCGUGGCACAAUACUACGGCACCUGGAGUAAUGGGCCUUACAGUGGCGAGCAGGAGCGGAGAGGAGUUGACGGAGCAGUGGAUGGUUUGUGGUUGUUGUCUUGUCGCUCCGGUUUGUGUAUUUAGAUAAGUGCGCUAGCCUUGUUACGGAACGCACAAGUACAAGAAGAAUCUAUGCGUCCCUUUACGUGGCUUUUGCGUCCUUGCCAUAGUAAAGACGUGUGUACUUUCCUGCGUGUGGCAACGGCAGCGGAGCACAUGUACAAGUAUGCCUUCUGUAACACUGACAGCGCGUGUGCAAUUAAAUAGGCGUAAGAGCUGGCUGUUGCUUCGGGUGAAUGUGUCCUGCUGUCGCCUGGUCUUCGCGUCUUCCGUAAAAAUGGACAUGCACGGCAGCGGUAAUGUCGCUAGUCGCCUUUUAAGGAGCUAGCAAGCUACGAG
Molecule: messenger RNA, 5405 nt
Organism: Astrephomene gubernaculifera
Lineage: Eukaryota; Viridiplantae; Chlorophyta; Chlorophyceae; Chlamydomonadales; Astrephomenaceae
Source: the annotation of a GenBank genome assembly